AUGAUACAAUUAAAGUUGUUACUAGUGUUCUAUUUUAUUUUGGUUAUCAUACAUAUCAAAUCAAAAGAUGACAAUAUACUUGUUGAAGCAGGAGAACAGUUAUCACAUCAACAGGAAAAUUCUAUCGAUAACUCGUUAACUGAAGGAAUUUAUAAAAAAGCAAAGAAAUUUGUUUCUGAUAUAGAAAUGGUUGGUGAAAAAAUUGUGGAUGCAAUUAAACCUAAAGUUGGAAAAGUUAAUUUUGACAUAGAUGAUGAUGAUGUUGAUGGUGAUGAUGAUGAUUCUAUUGAUACAAUAUCUGAGAAAGCUUCUAAAAAAAUUAUAGAUGGUGCUAAGAAAGUUGUAAAUUUAGUAGAAAAAACGGGUAGAAUUGUUAUUAAAAAAGGGACUCGUAAACCUUUAGAUGAAUUUUAA
Strongyloides ratti is the source of this 414-nucleotide messenger RNA. RefSeq lists its product as hypothetical. The transcript has 2 exons. The record is from RefSeq and is a predicted model, not a curated record. NCBI's taxonomy places the organism in Eukaryota, Metazoa, Nematoda, Chromadorea, Rhabditida, Strongyloididae. The coding region runs from base 1 to 414 and encodes 137 amino acids.